Molecule: messenger RNA, 1482 nt
Organism: Prosopis cineraria
Lineage: Eukaryota; Viridiplantae; Streptophyta; Magnoliopsida; Fabales; Fabaceae
Product: two-component response regulator ARR9
Exons: 5
Coding region: 467-1189 (240 amino acids)
Biological process (GO): cytokinin-activated signaling pathway; phosphorelay signal transduction system
Source: RefSeq, a predicted model, not a curated record
CAUUUCCUCUCCCUCCUCUUUCUAGUAUAUAUUGAAAUCCUCUCCAAAUCUUUCCAACCUAACAAAAUAUAUUCACUCCCAUUUAUUUCCCAUCCUCCUCCUGUUUGUUUUGUUUUUUUAAUUUUAUUUUAUUCGUUCCUUGUUUGUUUCUUUAUGUUCCCUGCAUUGCUUGCCCUGUAAUUCAACUAUCCUCCUUGGAAAUUUUGCAAGAUUUUGGAUGAAAUCUGGCCAGAUCUUGCUUUGUGGGAUGUGGAUUUUGGUGGGUCUUCUUCUCAUACAUAACUCUUCUCCCUCCCUCCUCCCCUAGACUCGCCCGAAGCACAAACCAUUCCUCCCUUCCCUCUCCGCCAUAACCGACCAAGCCGGUCCGACGGAAUAAAAGCCAACGCUCCUCCGCUCCUCCGCUCUGAUCUAUUCCCCUCUACCGCGAUUCUGGGUUUUGUUUUCAAUCCGGAAUUUGGGCCGAAUGGGAAUGGCUGCGGAGUCCCAGUUCCACGUUUUGGCCGUAGAUGAUAGCCUCAUAGACAGGAAGCUCAUUGAGAGGCUGCUCAAGACCUCUUCCUAUCAAGGUUUGCUCUUCUUAAUGGACUCUGUUUCCUCGAUAACAGUUACCACGGUGGAUUCCGGGAGCAAGGCUCUGGAAUUCCUAGGCUUGAGCGAGAAUGACCGGAUCGACCCCGGCUCGCUGUCGGUUUCUCCUGGCAAUCAUCAGGAAGUGGAGGUGAAUCUUAUUAUUACCGACUACUGUAUGCCUGGCAUGACAGGCUAUGAUUUGCUCAAGAAAAUAAAGGAAUCUUCGUCUUUGAGAAAUAUACCGGUGGUGAUUAUGUCGUCGGAGAAUGUGCCUUCAAGAAUUAGCAGAUGCUUGGAGGAAGGAGCAGAGGAAUUUUUUCUCAAGCCAGUGAGGCUGUCAGAUUUGAAUAAGCUCCGACCCCAUUUGAUGAAGACAAAGUUGAAAGAACAAAGGCCUGAAACGCAAGAAAAUCCUGAAAACCCACGAGUUCAAACUGAAGAAAAUCAAACUGCUGUGCAACAACAUAUUAUAUCACAGCCACUACUAGAUCAACAACAACCACAAUCACCGCGAGCAGCCAGUAAUAACAAGAGAAAGGCCAUAGAACAGCAGGGGCUGUCGCCUGAGACUGACAGAACGAGACCUAGAUACAGUGACAUAGCAACGGUGGUGUGAUCAGUAUAUUUCUGAAAUUACAAUAUGUAAUUCUCAAUUUCUCAUAUGACCUCUUUUUAAAAAUCAUUUUCAAGUCUUAACUCCAGUGUUGGAUAAUAGAAGCUUUAUACGGACUGUAGAGAGAGUUGCCUCCUGUACACAUCUCCUGGAAAAUCCCGCUUCCAAUUUUGUUUCUUCAAACAUACCCAAAAAAGAAAAAAAAAAUGAAGUAGAGAGACAGAGAGAGAAGAAAUUCAAAUGAUUUAUUUCCGGUGUCGAUGAACGUAUUCUGGAAAAUUAGAUUCUUGUUCCCA